UGUAUCAAAAUGGUGGCAUGAAAACUUUGUGUCGGUGUUUUGUGGCACUCGAGAUACUUGUUUAAUUUAAAUAGAAAAUGUUAUUCCGAUUUUGCAAGCUAUGCUGCAAGAACACAAACUCAUCAUUCGUCAGAUUUCCCAGGCAUUAUGCAAAAGCAGCUGUAAAUGCUCGUAACACACGUGCUCGUAAAAAGAAAGUACAAUUGCACGAUGACGAGUUGUUAGAGUCCUUUAAAGGGAAGAUGAAAAUAAUAGACUGCAGACGAAAGGUUUAUGAUUUUUAUGAGGGUCAAACUUACUCCAGAAAACAGAUUAUACCAUUAGCUAGCCAUGGAUGGAAUCACAGGAAAUCUAAAGGCGAUUACUUCACCAUAUACCCCUAUUUUGAUGGUGAUAAAGACAAUGCGAAUGAAGAGCCUAUAGCUAAGACAUUUGAUGAUUUUAAUUUAGCCCCUGCUUUGUAUAAUCAAUUGGAGAGAUUCGACAUUAAAGCACCCUUGGAAGUUCAACAACUGGGAAUACCAAAAGUACUCUCUGGUAACCAUACACUGUUAACAGCAGAAACAGGCAGUGGCAAAACGUUGGCAUACUUAUGGCCACUGAUGACUCAGAUAUUGCGAUGGAAAGAAGUUAGAAAGAAUUCUAUGAACAACCCAUUUGUUUUAAUUUUGACUCCUACUAGAGAGCUGGCAGUUCAAAUUGGAAUUGAAGCAAUCAAAUGGUGCAAACCACUGGGUAUUACUAUAAAAAUGAUUACUGGUGGAAGGACAAAACUAAAAAUACUGAAUCCUCCAGUUAAUAAUAUUGACAUCCUAGUUGGUAGUUUCGGCGCGAUCAGUAAAUUGUUCACGGUUGGUGUCUACAGGAAGGAUCUAAUACGGUGUGUAGUUCUAGAUGAAGUGGAUGCCUUAUUCCACGAAACCUUUGAAGAGAAACUGAAAGUACUUCUUCGAAGAUUACCUAUAGGAUACCAUCAAGAAUCAAUCGACGGGUUCCCGAACACUGUGCAACUCGUUUUAGCUUCUGCCACGGUUCCUUCACGCAUGGAAAAUGUUUUAGGCGAUAUUAUAAAUAUAAAUUCUUUGGACCAUGUGACCACGGGAAAGCUACACAAAAUAUUGGUCCCGCAACGAUUUUUUAGAACAAUUCCAAGUCAAAAAUCGGUCGAGCUCUUGAAGUAUAUAAAGCCAAAGGUCGCGAAGAAGAAGUCCGUCAUUGUGUUCAGCAAUUCUACCAAUACUUCUUACUGGCUCAAACUGUUCCUGGAAGAAUGCGGCGUACCCACUACCAAUCUGCAUGGCGACAUGAGCAUGAGACAGCGGAUAGGGAAAUACGGAGAAUUCUUAAACGGUCGUACAUAUGUUUUAUCUACAACGAACGCGGGCUCUAGGGGUCUGAACACCGUGAUGGUCAACCACAUUCUGAAUUUUGAUUUCCCGUGGGAUACGGCUUCGUACAUCCACAGGUGUGGCAGAACCGGCAGAGUAGGCACCUAUGGCGAUUGUAAAGUAACGAAUUUCAUAAGUCGACCAAAAGAAAUAAUACUAACUCAAAAAAUCGAAUGGGCCGCUAGGAAGAUGAAGCCAAUACCCAUUAUUGACCUUGACGCGUCAAAAAAAGCACAAAUGCAAGAUAUGAAGGAGUUCGAGGAGGAAAUAGAAGAUAUCCCUCCUGACCCAGAAAUCGAAAAUUUGGACCAUGUGAAAGAUAUUCCAUUUUGAAGCGUGUACGGCUCUUUCGCUACAAAUAAAUUAAGCAAUCCUGAAGAUUAA
This is a messenger RNA of Megalopta genalis, 1772 nucleotides long. It is a transcript of the gene Dbp21E2, whose product is annotated as putative ATP-dependent RNA helicase Dbp21E2. The record is from RefSeq and is a predicted model, not a curated record. Gene Ontology annotation, molecular function: nucleic acid binding; ATP binding. NCBI's taxonomy places the organism in Eukaryota, Metazoa, Arthropoda, Insecta, Hymenoptera, Halictidae.